Piliocolobus tephrosceles (Ugandan red Colobus) is the source of this 1861-nucleotide messenger RNA. RefSeq names its product serine active site containing 1 (gene SERAC1). Lineage: Eukaryota; Metazoa; Chordata; Mammalia; Primates; Cercopithecidae. The record is from RefSeq and is a predicted model, not a curated record. The coding region runs from base 107 to 1861 and encodes 584 amino acids. The transcript has 14 exons.
UGCAUUUUUUCUGUUCUCUUUAAGAGGUUCUUUAUUUCUUACAUAUGAAGUUCUGGCCCUGAAGAAAGCUGUGACAUUAGAUACUCAAGUGGUAGAAAGAGAAAAAAUGAAGUCAUAUAUAUAUGUGCACACAGUUUCUUUAGAUAAAGGAGAAAAUCAUGGUAUUGCCUGGCAGGCAAGAAAAGAACUUCACAAAGCAGUAAGAAAAGUAUUGGCAACAUCCGCCAAGAUACUACGGAAUCCAUUUGCUGACCCUUUUAGUACAGUUGAUAUAGAAGAUCAUGAGUGUGCUGUGUGGCUGCUCCUACGGAAGAGCAAGUCAGAUGACAAAACCACGCGACUCAAGGCUGUGCAGGAGAUGUCGGAGACCCAUCACUGGCAUGAUUACCAGUAUAGGCUAAUUGCUCAAGCCUGUGAUCCGAAAACUCUUAUUGGUUUGGCACGAAGCAAAGAGAGUGAUCUUCGCUUUUUUCUCCUACCACCUCCUUUGCCAUCUUUAAAAGAAGAUUCUUCCACUGAAGAAGAGCUCAGGCAGUUGCUGGCUUCCUUACCUCAAACAGAGCUAGAUGAGUGUAUCCAGUAUUUUACGUCUUUGGCUCUUAGUGAAAGCAGUCAGAGUCUAGCUGCUCAGAAGGGUGGUUUAUGGUGUUUUGGAGGAAAUGGACUUCCUUAUGCUGAAAGUUUUGGAGAAGUUCCUUCAGCAACAGUGGAAAUGUUCUGUUUAGAAGCUAUAGUAAAACAUUCUGAGAUAUCCACACAUUGUGAUAAAAUCGAAGCAAAUGGAGGCCUGCAGCUACUUCAGAGGCUGUACCGACUUCACAAGGACUGCCCUAAAGUACAGAGAAAUAUAAUGCGUAUCAUUGGAAAUAUGGCUUUGAAUGAACAUCUUCAUUCUUCUAUAGUUCGCUCAGGCUGGGUGUCCAUCAUGGCAGAAGCAAUGAAAUCUGACCGCAUUAUGGAGGCCUCACAUGCUGCCAGAAUCCUGGCAAAUCUAGAUCGAGAAACUGUGCAAGAAAAAUAUCAGGAUGGCGUGUAUGUGCUGCAUCCCCAGUAUCGAACAAGUCAGCCCAUUAAAGCAGAUGUCCUUUUUAUUCAUGGCCUUAUGGGAGCAGCAUUCAAAACAUGGCGCCAGCAGGACAGUGAGCAGGCUGUAACUGAAAAGCCUAUGGAGGAUGAAGACAGAUACACAACGUGUUGGCCCAAGACAUGGUUAGCAAAAGACUGUCCUGCUCUCCGAAUUAUAUCUGUGGAGUAUGACACCACCCUCAGCGACUGGAGAGCAAGGUGCCCUAUGGAAAGAAAGUCCAUUGCAUUCAGAAGCAAAGAACUUCUUAGGAAGCUCAGAGCUGCUGGUGUUGGGGAUAGGCCGGUGGUUUGGAUAUCACAUAGCAUGGGAGGUCUUCUCGUCAAAAAGAUGCUGUUGGAAGCCUCUAAGAAGCCAGAAAUGAGUGCUGUUAUCAACAAUACCAGAGGAAUAAUUUUUUAUAGUGUCCCUCAUCAUGGAUCACAUUUGGCUGAAUACUCUGUUAAUGUUCGCUAUCUUCUCUUUCCCUCUUUGGAAGUCAAAGAACUCAGCAAGGAUUCUCCUGCACUUAAAACACUGCAAGAUGACUUUCUGGAGUUUGCUAAAGACAAAAACUUCCAGGUGCUGAAUUUUGUGGAAACACUACCAACCUACAUUGGCAGCAUGAUUAAGCUCCAUGUGGUGCCUGUGGAAUCAGCAGAUUUAGGCAUUGGAGAUCUAAUUCCUGUGGAUGUUAACCAUUUGAACAUUUGUAAGCCAAAGAAAAAGGAUGCUUUUUUGUACCAGCGUACUUUACAAUUCAUCCGUGAAACUUUAGCCAAAGACCUUGAAAACUAA